CAGAGGCGAGCUCAACACCACCGUGUCAAUCCACAUGCUUUACAACUCUGUGGGGGCUUUUUUCAGUGGAGGAGAUUUGUCCCAGCUCUGAAGCCGUGUUUCGCCGCAACGUGGAGUUGUUUACUAGAGUGGACAGCACUCGCCGGUUUGUGAAGUAGAUGUAGAGUCUUUAAGCAACAGCCACCCGUUUGAGACUGGACCAUUUGUUCAACGGAAGAAAUGGGGAAGCCAAAGAAAAAGAAUGACCACAGCCGGGCUGAGCUGAUGAUGAUGACCAUUGCUGACGUUAUUAAACAGCUUGUUGAAGCCCACGAAGAAGGCAAAGACAUCAACCUCAACAAAGUAAAGACAAAGACAUCAGCUAAAUAUGGACUUGAAGCUCAGCCACGAUUGGUGGACAUCAUUGCUGCAGUUCCACCACAGUACCGUCGUGCUCUGGUGCCCAAACUAAAGGCCAAACCCAUCCGGACUGCCAGUGGGAUCGCAGUUGUGGCUGUGAUGUGCAAACCUCACCGGUGUCCUCACAUCAGCUUCACAGGCAACAUCUGUGUUUACUGUCCUGGAGGACCAGACUCAGACUUUGAGUACUCAACACAGUCCUAUACUGGUUAUGAGCCGACAUCCAUGAGAGCAAUCCGUGCCCGUUAUGACCCCUACCUUCAGACGAGGCAUCGGGUGGAGCAGCUGAAGCAGCUGGGGCACAGUGUCGACAAAGUGGAGUUCAUCGUGAUGGGCGGGACCUUCAUGGCUUUAGCCGAGGACUACAGAGACUAUUUCAUCCGAAACCUACACGAUGCUCUGUCAGGACACACUUCCAACAAUGUAGCCGAGGCCGUCAGGUAUUCUGAGCGCAGUAACACCAAGUGCGUUGGAAUCACGAUAGAGACGCGGCCGGACUACUGCCUGAAGAGACACCUCAGUGACAUGCUGGGCUAUGGCUGCACACGUCUGGAGAUAGGAGUCCAGAGUGUAUAUGAAGACGUGGCCCGCGACACAAACAGAGGUCACACUGUGCGGGCUGUGUGCGAGUCUUUUCACCUGGCAAAGGACGCCGGCUUCAAAGUGGUCGCCCACAUGAUGCCAGAUCUUCCCAACGUGGGCAUGGAGAGGGAUGUGGAGCAGUUCAUUGAGUUCUUUGAAAAUCCAGCUUUCAGGCCGGAUGGACUGAAGCUGUAUCCAACGCUGGUGAUCCGAGGCACGGGGCUGUACGAGCUGUGGAAGACUGGCCGCUACAAGAGCUACUCGCCCAGCGCUCUGGUCGACCUCGUGGCACGGAUCCUGGCACUGGUGCCGCCCUGGACACGGGUCUACCGGGUUCAGAGGGAUAUACCCAUGCCACUGGUGAGCUCUGGAGUGGAGCACGGCAACCUGAGAGAGCUGGCACUGGCCAGGAUGAAGGACAUGGGCACUGAGUGUCGAGAUGUGAGAACCAGAGAAGUGGGUAUUCAGGAGAUCCACCACAAAGUCCGUCCCUACCAGGUGGAGCUGGUGCGCAGAGACUACGUGGCCAACGGCAGCUGGGAGACCUUCCUCUCGUACGAGGACCCGGAGCAGGACAUCCUGAUCGGCCUGCUGCGUCUGCGCCGCUGCUCUCCGCAGUCGUUCCGCCCCGAGCUCAAAGGAGGAGUGUCCAUCGUCCGCGAGCUGCACGUCUACGGCAGCGUCGUCCCCGUCAGCAGCCGAGACCCCAGCAAGUUCCAGCAUCAGGGCUUUGGGAUGAUGCUGAUGGAGGAGGCAGCGAGAAUAGCCAGAGACGAACACGGCUCCAGGAAACUCGCAGUUAUCUCCGGCGUAGGAACGAGGAACUACUACAGGAAAAUGGGGUAUGAGUUGGAGGGACCGUACAUGGUGAAGGACCUGUAUGGACCUGGAAUGGACUGAACCUGGAAAAUGAUUUUUUUUAUAUAUACACAGUAUAUUUCUGGACAAAAAUGCACACAUAAUGUGCUGAUAUUCUCAGGAUGUGAUUCCUGUUUUAUUUAGUGUUCUGUUUACCAAGCAUCAGAGGAAAUAACGCUGUCUUUUUUUUAUCCUCUCAAUCCACGCUUGUGCGUUUUUAUCUGGGACAGACUCGUAAAUGUUAUGCCAUUUCUUUUUUUGUGUAGAUAAGGAGACGGCGUUGGGGAUGUGAGGAUUAAAAUAAAAGUUAUAUGAGGUUUAAAGUUCA
Messenger RNA from Solea solea (common sole), 2167 nucleotides. It is a transcript of the gene elp3, whose product is annotated as elongator acetyltransferase complex subunit 3. Bases 220 to 1881 code for a protein of 553 amino acids. Gene Ontology annotation, biological process: tRNA wobble base 5-methoxycarbonylmethyl-2-thiouridinylation. The record is from RefSeq and is a predicted model, not a curated record. The transcript has 16 exons. Gene Ontology annotation, cellular component: nucleus; cytoplasm; elongator holoenzyme complex. NCBI's taxonomy places the organism in Eukaryota, Metazoa, Chordata, Actinopteri, Pleuronectiformes, Soleidae. Gene Ontology annotation, molecular function: iron-sulfur cluster binding; acyltransferase activity, transferring groups other than amino-acyl groups.